Tachysurus fulvidraco (yellow catfish) is the source of this 1898-nucleotide messenger RNA. RefSeq lists its product as uncharacterized. Lineage: Eukaryota; Metazoa; Chordata; Actinopteri; Siluriformes; Bagridae. The coding region runs from base 458 to 1630 and encodes 390 amino acids. The record is from RefSeq and is a predicted model, not a curated record. The transcript is spliced from 3 exons.
AGAACAAGCAGCUGCUGGACCAGAUCCACACUGCUGAGAUUACCAUAAACUAUGGUAAUUUGGAAAGGAACAUCGAGCACCAGUAUCGAGGCUUCAAGAACAUGGUGGAUCGCAUCAGGAUAGACCCCGAAAAAAGGAGAAACUCUUCAGUGGCUCAGGACACUUGGUAAUGUCGCAGACUGAGCAGAGUGGAAGCCUGUGAAAAGGGCACAGUUACAGGAUGUUACCCAUCCCUCUCUGAGAGGGAGGAGGAGAUGGAGCACGUCCAAAGAGGGAGUGCCGCAUGCAGCAAGGCUACAGAUAAACAUCGAACCAAGGCAGCUGCAAGUCAUCAGCACCGCUGGGCUGCACUGCAACACCACAGACGGCACCUCUGCACUUUCCACCUCCUAACUAAAGAACUUUGCCUCCGUUAACAGACUAAGACAGAAGAGUCUUUCAUCACCUGACGUCCAAUAUGAGUUUUGUGUCAGAAUGGCUUACGGAAAACAGCGACAAGAUCGAAAAGGGAGUAGAGAUACUAGGCCAAGGCUGUGAGAUCCUUGCAGCCACAGUAGGCCAGUUCAAUCCCAUCCUGGAGGCAGUAUUUAAUGUCUCCGCUGAGCUCCUUAGCAACCCAGAGGGCAAAGAUGCUAAGUAUCUUGCUGAGCAGUUUGUGAAGGUCAACCAGAAGCUGGAAAAGAUCCAGGGUGAGAUUAAAAAAACAGAGCUGGCAAUUAAGCGAUCACUUGUGAACCAGCAGAACUUCAACCUCCAAGCAAACAUAAUGAGUCAGUAUGAAUAUUUUAAAUAUAUUUUUACAGCCAAACCUGAGAAAAAGAAGUUGAAGCGAGAUGAGUUCCUCAUCUACUUUGAGGAAUUUGAGGGAGAAAAGAACCUUGAAUGCUUAUAUGAUGCUAUCAUGAAAGAGAACACCUCUGGACAGACAAUGCUGGACAUUAUAGUGGAAACUGAGCAGCGGAGCAGGAGGGCAGUGGAGGAAUUCUGUACUAGCCUGAAGAAGCUGUUUGUGAUUGGGAUCAUCUCACUGAUGGGCUACACUGCACUACAGGAAGACACUGUGGAUGAGGAAAUGGGGAAGAAAUGGCUUGCCCGCAUGGAGGACGUAGAGAAGCGCAUGAAGGCAGCAGUGGAUGAGUGUGUGAACAACUUUGCAGAGCAAGCCAAGACUGAUAUAGAUGAGAUGCUCCUGGAGAAGCAGAGCAGUGUCGACCCUGAGUUUACUAAAUUCCUACUGGAGGCUCUUGUAAAGAAGUAUUACUGGGUCUCCUGGUCAGUCCGGGUGUUUAACGAUGAUCGCAAACUUGUGAAGUUUUUGUUUGGGAAGAAGCGCCAUAUAAAUGGUGGAGUUGACAAUUAUUUUGAACAUUUGAGUGGUAAUAAAAUAAGGGUGGUGGUGUCUUUCACUGCAGACCCUAAACCACUCGACAAGAACCAGAUAAAGGAUCAAAUAGAGAAAGAGAAAGGUGGCAUGGAGUCUGUGGCUGAGUCACUGAGCAAAAGUUUUCCCAACUGUCUUGUCCAUGCCAUCAAUCGCUGUACGAAAGUGGAGGAAGCCAAUAAUUUUGAGCCUGAGCACUUUUAUUAUAUUUCUCACAAAAAAGCACACAUCUGUAUCCACUCUGAAUAAUUGAAUUUGGAUUAAACUAAACAUAUUGAUGUCCAAUACGAAUCUAUACUCACUUCUAUUAAUUAAUGAGUUGUACAAUGUUUAUGAUAAUAGAUAUUUGAUUAUUUACAAAUGUAUGAAUGUUAUUAAGGCUUGAGAUGAUCACUUUUAAUGAAGGCUCUUAAAAAGGAAAAAGGGCUUUGUGUCAUUUGUAUUUUUUUCUCUGUUAUAUCCAGGUUGACAAUUGAUUUUUAAAAAUGAAUACACAUUAAAUCAGAGCAUGAUUUUA